Molecule: messenger RNA, 2819 nt
Organism: Cephus cinctus (wheat stem sawfly)
Lineage: Eukaryota; Metazoa; Arthropoda; Insecta; Hymenoptera; Cephidae
Exons: 12
Coding region: 23-2752 (909 amino acids)
Biological process (GO): sensory perception of taste
Cellular component (GO): membrane; dendrite; neuronal cell body
Source: RefSeq, a predicted model, not a curated record
AAGAAAUUUCUCUUUACUUGCAAUGCAUAAUAAUGAAGAACGUUUGGAUUCCAUCAGGACUGAAAUCACAAAAUGUUUCUCCAAGGUGAACGCCAUCUCCAGGAUCUUUGGCUUGUCAAUGGGCCCAAUAAAUCUUUCAUCCAAAAGAACCAACUACUUUUCCUGGACGAUCUACGCUCUGCUAAACAUCCUGCUGGUAAUCGUCUGGAGCUACCUGACCGAAUUUGCCUUCCAAGCAGAAUCUGAAACCGAACAGAACAACAGUUACAGCCAAACAACAAAAGUCGAAGGAAAAAUAAAGCACAUGAAACUUAUUGGAAGUGGAAUAACAAUAGUCAUCCUAAUAUUAUUGACUCCUUUCACCAGGAAGGACCUGCUGAACUCCUUGGACGAACUUGCACGAAUCGACAACAGAUUAGAGAUGGAAUUUAAUUUCAAACUGGAUUACAAAAAAUCGUCCGCACGUUCAAUCCAUCAUCUUCUCACUGUUAUGGCUACUUUCUUGGUUCUGUUCAUCAAGAUACAUUUUAGCGCAUACUACAAUCACAUUUAUCGUAAAGUUGCGUUGUGGUACUUUCUCACUGUGUACGCGACUUUAACCAAGAUUUUAAUUGCCCUGCAAUUUGUCAACCUUCUAUUUAAUCUUCGUGAUCGGUUCCUAAUUCUGAAUUCAAGACUCAAGAAUAUCUUGCCCGAAGUCCAGCAACAAGAUUUUGUCAGAAAGUCGUUCCAUGAGAAUUGCACUAUUUACAGAAGGCUUCGCAUUGCUGCUGAAAUUCAUCAGGACCUUACCGAAGCAGCCGGCAUUGCUAACAAAACAUUUGGAAUUCAAAUGCUUGUCGAUCUUUCUUAUACGUUCAUGAUAAUUACGAGUGAGCUUUACGUCGCCAUCAUGACACUGCGAAACGCUUGGAACCUUGCUAUUGACUACUUAAAUUGUAGUAUUGUUCAUGCUAUUCAAUGGAUCUGCAUUGUUGCUGCUUGCAAUUCCAUCAUCCGUCAGAUGCGUAAGGUCAUCGUCACCGUGCACAAGAUCAGCCUGAAUUCCAUCGACUUCUAUAGCCAUGCGGUCGCUCAAGAUUUUUUUUAUAAGGAACCUCAUCAAAAAUUUGAAUUUACGGCCUACGGCUUUUUCACCAUUGACUCGACCAUCCUUACUUCGGUGGUUGCAAGCGUGACAACGUAUCUUGUAUUUCUUAUUCAAUUUGAUUCGUUUCCGAUUUCCGGUGGGCACCAAAUGACAUUCAUGUCGUUCACAGAUCAAAAUCGUGAUAUAAAUCAGUCAGAAAUUAAUUGGUUGAAUAAAAAAAAUAGUUCUGAUAAUUUAAAUAAAAAAAUUCGUAUCGAUGUUCAAUCGUCGUUCAAGAGGAAUAACAGGAUCAGUCCGAUUGGUAGUGAUAAGAGAAUGAAAAGUCGAACCUGUGAUUUUUAUUUUGUCCUGGAAAGGGUUGCUUGGUUUUGGCGUAUUGUUGGGUUAUUCCCAUUGAAAAUGGAUAAUGGUCCAUUUCAUUCACGAAAGUAUAUCAGACAAUCUCCUAUGAUUGCUUACAGCAUUCUUCUGCUUCUUGUCUUUCUUAUAUGUUUCUCUCAUUGGCUAUAUAACUGUUUAACGCUCACGAGAUCAGACGUGUCGUUGCUGAAUGUUACUCUCCACCUUCGAUUUGGCUGGACCCUCGUUUGUGUUUUAACGAUAAUCAGCUCGGUAUUAUAUCAUAGUAAAAAAUUUUUAUCAGCAAUCGAGCUACUUGCCGCGCAAAGCUAUGUUUUGAAAAAUUUGGGAUGUCACGUAGAUCAUAAAAAGAAUGCGAUGUACCUUCAAGCCUUUUUAUGGUCAACCAUGUUCAUUAUGAUACCAAUAACCAUCUACAACGUGAUAAUCGAAGCGGACUUUCUCCAAAUAGUACCUUUUUUAUGGCCAAUCACGCAGUUUAUCGUGAUGGCGCAUAUCAUAAGUGUCACCUUAUUUAUCUGUCUGGUGUCACUCGUAGGCCUACACUUCCGGUCUCUUGCCAAUAAUUUAGUAACCACCUUUGCAAGGAUUCACCAUAAUUUAUGUCUUUCUCGCAGCUUCGUACCGGAUAUAACAAUCAUUGGAAAGACUCCCGACUCGCAACAUGGCGUCACAAAACAUCUGAUUUCACUUGCUAAAGUACAUUCCAAUCUCUGCAACGUAGCGAGAAGCAUCAAUCAUAUAUAUGGCUGGAAUAUAGUCAUUAAUGGUUUGACAACAUUUUGGGUACUUACUACCGCCCUCUAUUACACAUUUGUUGAACUACGCAAGGGUGUAGAUCAUAUGAAUUUUAAACAAUUGUGUACACAUGCACAUUGGUUUUUUAUCUACCUCAUUGGCAUCGCUUUAAUUGUAACUGCCUGUAAUUGGACACGUAAUCAGGUUCGAUAUCCAAAAAAAAAUUAUCAGCAACUCACAUUGUCAACAGUUAUUUAUACUAAAUUGUUUAAGGCAACUUCCGCGGGCAAAUUCUUGCAUCAAAUGGAUUUGUCUAACACAGAUAUUUCAUUUUAUCAAUCGGUACGACGUUCAUUACUCAGAAUAAUAAUUUAUUUGACAACUAACUUGCUCUCUGUCUUACAGGUGCAGUCCUUCUCUCUUCAGAUGCAUCAUCAAAAAAUUGCCUUCUCCGGUGCUGGACUUUUUCCAUUAGACUCGAGUCUUCUGCAGUCGAUAGCAGCCGCUGUUACAACUUAUCUGGUUAUUCUCAUACAGUUUGAAUCGUCCGUACGCAAGCCAUGAUUACCAACGAUCGGAAAAUCGCAACAAACCCACCCCACGAUUAAGGAAGCGUAUAUAGAUCGGAGUC